This is a messenger RNA of Entelurus aequoreus (snake pipefish), 1035 nucleotides long. RefSeq names its product troponin I, slow skeletal muscle-like. Lineage: Eukaryota; Metazoa; Chordata; Actinopteri; Syngnathiformes; Syngnathidae. The annotation marks the transcript as partial. Gene Ontology annotation, cellular component: troponin complex. The transcript is spliced from 6 exons. The record is from RefSeq and is a predicted model, not a curated record. Gene Ontology annotation, biological process: muscle contraction.
UUAGCAACAUGUACUAUUUUAUUAUUAUUAUUAAUUAUUAUUUUGGCUUUUCUGUCUCAUGCGUCCAACAGGCCUGAGAGGAAAUCUAAAAUCUCGGCUUCUCGCAAGCUCAUGCUGAAGAGCUUGAUGGUGGCCAGGGCCAAAGAGCAUCUGGAGCAGGAGAUGGUGGACAAGGAGGAGCAGAAGAAUAACUACUUGGAUGACAAAGCACCUGUGUUGGAGACCAACUCCAUGAACUUAGAGGAACUGCAGAGACUCUGUGAGGACCUGCACUCCAAGAUCCACAAGGUGGACGAGGAGCGCUACGACAUUGAAGCCAAAGUCCUGCACAACACCAGAGAGAUCCAAGACCUGAACAUCAAGGUGCUGGACUUACGAGGCAAGUUUAAGAGACCCAGCCUUCGAAGGGUGAGGGUCUCUGCGGACGCCAUCCUGCGCUCCCUGCUGGGCUCCAAGCACAAAGUGUCCUUGGACCUGCGAGCCAACCUCAAGUCGGUGAAGAAGGAGGACGUGGAGAAGGAGAAGACGGUGGAGGUGAGCGACUGGAGGAAGAACGUGGAGGCCAUGUCAGGGAUGGAGGGCCGCAAGAAGAUGUUUGACGCAGCCAAAAGCCCCGCCCAGUGAGGCCCCGCCCAGUGAAGAUGCACUAAACUCCUGACUCAGCAUGUUUCGUCUGCACUGCAUGUCGUCUUUUAUUUACCACACUGCCCUUGUACUUUGUACCACCUGAUGAUUCUCCCUCAUAUAACUGAGUGUUAUUCCACCAUAUGUUUGCAUACCAAGGAAUUAAAAUGUAGAAAUGCGGUCGAAUUAAUUGUAUUCUCUUUUUUUUUUUUACCAAACAAAAUGUCCAACACAUGGAUCUACAGGCCUCCAAUUUGGACUUUUUAAUGUAUAUUCUUAUACUUUUCUAAGGUAGCUUUCUGUGUACUUUUAGUGUGGGGACAAUAUUGUCCACACCUGUCUCCAUCCAAACACAGCAGUGUCUCUUAAACACACGGCGGGAAGCGAGGGGAAAUGAGGUUAAACCAAGGG